UCCAGCCCGAAGGGGAACCUGAUUCGUAGCUCCGCAGGUGAUUGUCACAGACAGAGGAGAGCUGAGCGCGGAGCGGCGACAAUGGCGGGCGCGGGUGGUGCUGGAGGAAAAGUAUCGUUCAAAGUGACCCUGACCUCCGAUCCCAAGCUCCCUUUCAAAGUGUUUAGCGUCCCGGAGGCGGCCCCGUUCACGGCAGUGCUGAAAUUCGCGGCCGAGGAGUUCAAGGUGCCUCCCCAGACCAGCGCGAUCAUCACUAACGAUGGAGUGGGAAUCAACCCUCAGCAAAGUGCCGGCAACGUAUUCUUGAAACAUGGUUCCGAGCUCCGCCUCAUUCCCCGUGACAGAGUCGGAAGCGCAUGAGAAUUGUCCCUGCAAUAGUUCCUUCACAGUAUCGUCGUCAAACGACUCUUACUUCUAGUCUGUUAAAGUGUUCCCAGUAAUAUAUCGGACGACAUGAAUGAAACUGAUGUGAACAACAGUUUGGAGAAGUGAAUAAAUGGAAAGGCGGAUAGAUAGAGGUGUGGGGGUCACCGAAUUAUUUAUUUAUUUAUUACGUGAUAAAUUAA
Messenger RNA from Punica granatum (pomegranate), 566 nucleotides. Lineage: Eukaryota; Viridiplantae; Streptophyta; Magnoliopsida; Myrtales; Lythraceae. The record is from RefSeq and is a predicted model, not a curated record.